AUGAAUCAAUGUGAAGAGCAAGAUUUUCCAACCGAGAUCAAGGAGAUUUUGAUAGCUUUGGAUGAAGGGCAUGGUAAUAUCUACAGACAAGUGAUUCUACCAAAGCUCGAAUAUGUGGAGGGUGAAGAGGGGGGAAGAAUUUAUGGAUAUGUUGAGGAAAUUAUAAAAGCACUAUUGCCAAUUGGUAAAUUAUCAAAUUUCAACGAUCCGACUCUCGUCCGUUUGUUAUGCAACGCAUUUUAUGGAAAAGCUGGAGAGGUGAAGGAAACGGAUCAGUCAGCUGUCAAUCCAACGGAUCAAUCGAAUGCCGAAGCUGACACUUGGGAUAAAUGCCAAGCCCCGAUCUUUGCCGCAUUGCUCGUUGUUUAUGUCUCCGAUCAAAUGGAAAAAGCCUUCAAAAAGGCUUACGAGCUCGAUUGGGUCGAUGUUUUUCACAAACAAAAAGAGCAGUUUGAUAUAAAUGCCCAUGAACUCUUUGACCAUUGCUAUCGUGAUCCAACAAAACCAAAGCCUGGGAGGGUAGCGAACAAAUUGCUUUCGGAAGCGAAUCCUGUGAGUGUUACAUCGUUGCUCGAAAUAGCCGACAGGGCAAAUGCUAGCAAGUUUCUCGCUCAUCCUUGUGCUCAGCGAUUUGUGGACGAACUUUGGGAGAAAGGAGAAAAAGUUAAGGAUACAAACCCAGAAAAAGGGGCAAAAAAUGAGGAGCGGCAAGGACUUGCGGCAAGCGCAGAAAAGGGGAAUCCUUCUACCGAUGACAAGAAACGAACUCCAUUUUUCACGCCGAGAAGGCUUUUCCGGGCUCACGCGGCAUUUUAUCUUCUCUUUCUUCUUCUCUAUGGACUUAGUCUUCAACAUUUACAUCUUAUUGGUGAAAAUUUCGCGAUUCAAAGAACUCAUUGGUUGACAUGGUGUGCGUACGGAUUACUGGGCUGGCAAAUGACCUUUAUUUGGGAAACUUUUGUGAUCAAUGAUUAUGCUCACGACGAUUAUUGGAGUUUUCUUUGGAAAUAUCGGAGUUUUCAACGAUAUGCUUACCUUCAAAUCUGGCUACUAAUCAUAACUGUCGUUUUCCUGUUCGUUGCACAUAUUGCUAUCCUUUUGGAAUCAGAUCCUAGCCUACCAUUUGAGGGAAGAGGGGUCUUGAUCGUUCUUUACGAAUUUUUCUUCUACAUUAACUUCAUCUAUUGUUCAUUACGAUCAUUACUCUUUAUGGCCAGCACACCUUUCUUUGGCACGAUUAUCAUUACAAUUGAAACAAUGUCUCGAACAUUCUACCGCUUCUUUCCAUUAAUCUUCGUUUUUUGGCUUAUCUAUUCGGUUGUACAGAAUUCGUUGCUCGGUACAAGUUGGGGUUUCGAUUCGCCGUGGGCUAUGUUUAUUCAUGGAGCCUUUGAGUUAAUGCAAGAUACGCAAGAUGACACGAAAUUCGGAAACGUUUCCAUGGUGGGAAAAGCUGGAUGUGAAAACAAGGGAAACAGUUCAGAGGAUUGGGUCUUACAAGCACAGUGUUGGCUUCGUCGCGGUCUUUCUCCUUUACUUCUUUUCUGUUACAUUAAACACUACGAUGAAGCAUACGCAAGAGCGGACGAUUUAUGGAAUAGUCGAAGGCUUCGGAGAGCACUCUUUUAUCAGAGGGCUCAUUUUCCACCGCCGCUUAACAUCGUUGUGGACUUGUUUUCAAAUUGUUGCUGUAAAAGAGGCGACGCGCUUCGAAAGAGGCAAAUGAGAGGCAAUGAUUAUUGUUAUGGAAAAUUCCCAACUCAAGACGCUCCAAACUCGCCAAAUGACGAAAAACCAGACUUGCGUGCUGUUGAAGAGAAACAUCUAACUGCAAUGCUUCAGUCUAGGAAUACGAGCAAAGUAUCGAAUGCGGAAAUUGAUGCUUUAAAGAAAGAACUUUUGCAAGAACUUAUCAAAGAAAUCAAUAACGUUCUGGCAGAAGAAGCUGCAAGUCCAGCGAAUAAAUGGACCGCUGAAGCCAAUAGACAUAUAAAUAAACUCUAUAUUCUUAUGAUUAUGUCUUAUGAU
This is a messenger RNA of Mesorhabditis belari, 2028 nucleotides long. The record is from the annotation of a GenBank genome assembly. NCBI's taxonomy places the organism in Eukaryota, Metazoa, Nematoda, Chromadorea, Rhabditida, Rhabditidae.